GGGACUUCCUCUUGGCCCGGAUGUGGGCAGGGAGAGCCAGGGACCAAGGGACUUAGCAGUCAAGACAGGAAGCCUCACACCCAGACACCUCAGGAGGACUGUGUGGCAGAGAUUCGGAUCGUUUCCAACUGAGUCCGCCAAGGCACCGCAGGAUGAGGACUCUCUGCCUCCUUCUCCUCCCUGCCCUGGGGUUGCUGGUGUCCAGCAAUUCACUGUGUUCCGUGGACAAAGCCAUCAAUGAAAAGAUCCAGGAGGACACCAGCUCCCUAAUUUUGGCGGCAAUAAAGAACACUCUCCUGGACUGCAGGACUGUCACUUCCAGAGGCGACCUGGCUACCUGCCCUGCAGGCUUCGCUGUCACCGGCUGCACGUGUGGCUCAGCCUGUGGCUCCUGGGACGUGCGCGCCGAGACCACGUGUCACUGCCAGUGCGCCGGCAUGGACUGGACCGGAGCGCGCUGCUGCCGCCUGCAGGCCGCCGCCUGAGCACGUGCGCGAGGCGCGCGGGGCGGGGCGGGG
This is a messenger RNA of Sciurus carolinensis (gray squirrel), 518 nucleotides long. RefSeq names its product resistin (gene Retn). Bases 153 to 485 code for a protein of 110 amino acids. Gene Ontology annotation, molecular function: hormone activity. Lineage: Eukaryota; Metazoa; Chordata; Mammalia; Rodentia; Sciuridae. The transcript is spliced from 4 exons. The record is from RefSeq and is a predicted model, not a curated record. Gene Ontology annotation, cellular component: extracellular region.